CUCGCUCACACUCAUUGUCAGAGCGCAGCAGCGGGAGCACCGGGGCAUGGGCAGGGUUGCCAGCUCUUGAGUGUUAUUCCGUGUGGGAGGAGGAGGAGGAGGCUGGGUGUGUUUGAGAGUAUCUAGCCUUCUCUCUGCACGCUCUGCUGUGCGCACUGACUGAAGACAAAGCGCAGAGAGGAGUCCACCUCUCCAUGUGAUGUGCAGCCGCUCAGUGAGGGCGCAACCGUAAUCUCAGAUACUGCCCCUCGUAAAAAAAAAAGAAGAAGAAGAAAAAAAACAUUUUAUUUACGCUGCAUGCGGACAGUUAAGUGCGUCUCUGCUUUGUUGAGUGUUUCAACUCAAUCAGUGCUCCCACCUCUCCAGCCUCAACAUUUGUGAAGUGGCUGCCUCACCCGCUCGGACCGGAGGCCGCCUGGUCUCCGAUCUGGUCUCCGGAGUCACCGGAGAGUCCACGCGCUCCGUCAGGGCCAAGCUGUGCGGCACGCGGAUCAGACCCGAGCCGCCACGAUCACUGGCCAUGGAGAUGAUGGAAGGAGACGUUACGGACAAAUUAGAUGACAUGUCUUCGGUGUACGACUUCGACCCGCUCACCGGCAACAUCCCCGCCACCAAAGUAGAAAUCACCGUCUCCUGCAGAAAUCUGCUGGAUAAAGACACAUUCUCCAAGUCGGAUCCAUUAUGCGUGCUCUAUACGCAAGGUGUUGAAACCAAACAGUGGAGAGAGUUUGGAAGAACAGAAGUGAUAGACAACACCUUGAACCCAGACUUUGUUCGAAAGUACAUCUUGGACUACUUUUUUGAGGAGAAGCAAAACCUUCGCUUCGACUUGUAUGAUGUCGACUCUAAAAGCCCAGACCUGUCCAAACAUCCCGCAGAACUCAACGACUUUUUGGGUCAGACGUUCUGUACUCUCGGGGAGAUUGUUGGAUCACCAGCCAGUCGACUGGAGAAAUCAAUGGGGGGGAUCCAAGGGAAGAAAUGUGGCACUAUCGUCCUGUCCGCAGAGGAGCUGAGCAAUUGUCGAGACAGCGCCACUAUGCAGUUCUGUGCCAACAAACUGGACAAGAAAGAUUUCUUCGGCAAGUCGGACCCUUUCAUGGUCUUCUACAGAAGCAACGAGGAUGGAACGUUUACUAUCUGCCAUAAAACUGAGGUGGUGAAGAACACAUUAAAUCCAGUGUGGCAGCCUUUCGCUAUCCCAGUACGAGCGCUCUGCAAUGGAGACUACGACAGAACAAUCAAGGUGGAGGUGUACGAUUGGGAUAGAGAUGGCAGCCACGACUUCAUUGGGGAUUUUACGACAAGCUACCGAGAGCUAGCUCGAGGGCAGAGCCAGUUCAAUGUGUAUGAGGUGAUUAACACCAAGAAGAAAAUGAAGAAAAAGAAAUAUGCCAACUCUGGGACAGUGACUUUGCUCUCGUUUUCAGUGGAGUCAGAGUUCACGUUCUUAGAUUACAUCAAAGGAGGAACGCAGAUCAAUUUCACCGUGGCCAUUGAUUUCACAGCAUCUAAUGGUAACCCCUCCCAGUCGACUUCGCUGCACUACAUGAAUCCCUACUCACUGAACGCCUACGCCAUGGCCCUGAAGGCUGUAGGGGAGAUAAUUCAGGACUAUGACAGCGACAAGAUGUUCCCCGCUUUGGGCUUUGGAGCCAAACUGCCCCCCGACGGACGGGUUUCUCACGAGUUUCCUCUGAAUGGAGACAUUGAAAAUCCGUACUGCAACGGCAUCGAGGGGAUCUUAGAGGCAUACCACCAGAGUCUGAAGACAGUGCAGCUGUACGGGCCAACGAACUUCGCUCCUGUGGUGAAUCAUGUUGCCAGGUAUGCAGCAGCGGUGCAGGACGGCUCUCAGUACUUUGUGCUCCUCAUCAUCACAGACGGCGUCAUUUCCGACAUGGCACAGACCAAAGAGGCCAUUGUAAAUGGUGCCAAGCUUCCCAUGUCCAUCAUCAUAGUUGGUGUUGGUCAGGCAGAGUUUGACGCUAUGGUGGAGCUGGAUGGUGAUGACAUCCGGGUCUCGUCCCGGGGGAAACCGGCAGAGAGAGACAUUGUUCAGUUUGUUCCCUUUAGAGAUUAUAUGGACCGGACAGGCAACCAUGUGUUAAGCAUGGCGCGGCUCGCUAAGGACGUGCUAGCAGAGAUCCCAGACCAGUUCAUCUCUUACAUGAAGAGUCGGGGGGUCAAACCCAAUCCAGCGCCGCCUCCCUACACACCGCCUGGACUCACACACCACCACACACUGAUCUGAAGCCCUCCUCUUGGCUUUUCACUGAGGACUGACAGCAUGCAGCAGCCGCUCCAGAGUUCAGUGGGAACUGAACAUCCUGUGUUAUGGUGCAAACAGGAGAUGACGCGACAGGAAAUGGAAGUUGAAUUUUGGGCCGUAUCCUCCCAGUGACAACUUGAGCAACGUUUUUUUUUUAUUUGGUUUGUUUUUCGGUGAUAUAUUCAUUUUGAUGAUUAUUUUAAUAAGAGGCUCAGACCUACCAGGACUCGUUGGUGAAAGCCUUUUAGUCCGACACUGAGGCAGUGACUGUUCCACAUCUAAAUCUGACAGCAGGUGGUUCAAAGAGGUCAUGUUGUGGUUAAAACUUGUGCCUGUCUGUGGUUGUUUCUCUAAUUGUAUCAGGACAUGUGAACUUUGACCUAAGCCUUGCUCGUCAGUCAUUGGUGUGGCCUAACACUGAUAUUUUUUAGGCACCUUUUCCCUUCUGGAAUACGUUUUUUUAUAUUUAGGGAGUAUCUCCAUAUCUGCUAAUGCAUCGGUUAUGAUGGAGGAACACUAAAGAUGUGUAGUUUACAGUUUAUUAUUAACAUUAAUCAGGCUUUUCUACCAUGAGGUGUCUCCUCUUCUCUUCUUUGGUAGGUAAAUGUUUAUAUCAGCAUGUUGUAUGAGAAGUUUAUUCCCAUAUCCCAGUAUAUUUAUUCUCCAAUGUUAUUUAGAGUGGCAUGGACAUUUGAUGGAUAUGUUUUGAAGUGGUCACCAAUUAUUUGAGUGAUUGCAUAUAAAAAGCACAACCUGUCUCUCUACCAAGGACAAGCUUAGUACGAUGCUAUCAAUCAUAUUUAAUAAUUUUGAGAGCUGAUGGUCACUGUCUAAAGAAAGUACACAAUGUAUUCAUGCAAGUCAAAUAUAGUUGAACUGCAGCUGCAAUUAAACAUAAAAUAUUACUCAGGCUUGUUGGAGGUUCUCAUUCAGCAAGGAUAAAUUCCAAUCACAGAGAAUACAUCUGAACAGAGGUAACAAUAAUAAUUUCAUCAUAACCCCUGUUUCAUUUUCUAAUCCACACAAAUGGUUAUUUAGUAUACAAAAUGCAUUACCUUAUACAGCAAGUAAAACACAUAACAAAACAUGUGAUAUAUAUUAUUUAUAUCCAGAGAACUACUCCAGCAAUGCAGGCGACAGUUCCACUUUCCCAUGGAGCAAUUUGACUAAAUGCCACUUUUGGGUAAUAUGCACAACUAAAGCACAAUGUACACCAGACAGUGAGGGUCUCUGAUCUUCAAGAGGCCUUGUGCCACAAUCUCAUUACUUUCAGUUGAUGCAUACAUGUGAUAUUAAUACAAUUAAUGUAAUACAUUCACAAUACAACUAAGUGACACACAGCAAUCAAAGGCAAAUGGUAGCAGGUCAAACUAGGAACACUGGUUUGUUUUUUGGUUUAAGACCCACGUGUUAUUCUUGCCUGAGGGCCCAAUAGCGGGUUAUCCGGUCCUGAUACGAUCCUAAACACACCGCCGCGGCAACCCAGACACUCAAAAAGCAGAAAUCUGUAAGCCCCCAAACGCCACGCAUCAGCAGGCUCUAACCCCCGUCAUCAUGGAUUCCCAUUGUAAGUCUGUGCGAUAACAGCCAGUGUUGCUCCUCAUCUCACACAGCCCGGUCAUGGCGCAGUACAUUUCAAGUCUCUGGUGGGAGACAGUUCACAAGUGAUCCCGAGAGCUUUAGGAUUUUUGUUCAUUACAUUCAGUACAAAAGUAAUUAUCUCAAGUGUAAACACAUGAACCCAUCAAUACCACAGGGUAAAGGGGGAUCUUUUUGUGCUAAUCUUAGUUUGGCUUUCUGUAGCCUCCCACCAUCUGUGCUUUAGUCUAAGGAAACGAAACAAACUGGCUUUCAAGUAGCAAAUCCAAUUUGACCAAAACAGUAACAAAAGCUUUUUCAUUUGAGAUGUAUACCGGCACAAUGGUGCAACAACAAGCCUCGACAACCCUAUGAUGUGUUGCCUUAUAAACAUUGAGACAUGUCAUACAGUCAUACAGGGUGUUUUGAUCAAUAAGUACACAUUGUGCAUACAGUAAGAGUUUUUUAAAGAAAGUUCAGAAUACAAUAGACUCAAUUCUUCUAUCCUAUCAUGCAUCCCAUCUGACAAAUCACUAUAGGAUCUCUGCUUAUGUUGCAAUAACAAUUGUUAUUUGUGUUAACAGUGACAUAACACUAGCCACAUCAUCAAGCAUAAACAGGUUGAAUAAUAAAGUGGUAUUUUCAUGGCAUGCAUGUUAUUCAUGUACUUAGUUUAUAAAAUGGGAGAUUCCAGACUGAAAUAUCUCAACAAUUGGAUGGGUUUACAAUACAUAUUUAUCCCGUCGUCAACAUCCCUAAAAGAUGUAUCCUUAUGACUGGAGUUACUCUCUGUAUCAGGUUAAACUUUCAGAAAAUGUUAACAUGCCAACAAACUAAGGAAAGACCACAACAACACGCCAGCACUGUCAUUUUAAGCAUGUUGAUGUUAGCAUUUAGCUCAAAGCUACACUUUGUCUAAGUGAAGACUCACGGAGCUGUUAGCAUGACUGUUUUUUUUGUUGUCUUUUUUUAGCAUCAAAUAGACAUAAACAAAUUCUAAAUCUAACUUUUACUUUUUCCAUCUUUGACACGGCCGUUGCUCUUCUUUCAGUAUCAUUAUUUCAAAUUUCACUUGGUUUUGUUUCAAGCUUGACCUAUGUGCCCCUCAUUGAUGUAGAGUGUAAACAAACACAAAGACAAGGCUACAAUUAUAAUACACUCUAAAAAAGGUGCCCUUUCCUUUCAAACUGACAAAGCAAGUAAUUAUUCUGAGCUCAAAAGGUUAUUUUCAAGUGUCUAAUGUAGCAAACUAAAAGGCCUUACAAAUCUAGAAGGGAGCCACUACAGUACAUCUCAUCAUGUCUUUUAUCGAAUAGCAGCUCAGGUGGAUAAGUAUGGCUCUUUGGAUGAGGAGAGGAAUUAUUUCAUAGUGGUCAAAAUGGAAAACAGCUAUUUGCUUGUAUGUUGUUAGGUGGUGUAAGAGGGGAAACAGUUAUCAGUGAAAAGAUAAGAGUGUGUUAGAAUGUAAAGUGUAUCAACAGCAGGUUUGCAUACAGAUUCUGGAGGCACUUUAUCCUUGGGAGGAGUGCUCAUUGUAUAUGUUUUAUAUAUUAUUACUGUAUUGAAGAUAUUUAUUUUUGGAGUUAUAUGUAUGAAAAGCCAUUGCUCCUGUUGUCUAUGUCAUUAUGGUGACCUCUUAACCCACUGAUUUAUUAGUGCGAUGGAUUGACUGCAUGUUUUCUUGGGGUACAUUGACAAAGAGUGCCCCCUCUGUAUAAUAGGAACCAGCCCAGAUUACAUGCAUGUCAGUGCCAAACUUGGCAGUAAGCUCUGUGGACUGUUUGCUAUUUCUUCUCUCUUGUGCCUGGUUCUCCAAACAUUUCUUGUCUCACCAGUACUUGAAAACUGUAGCUUAAUUAGCAUGUUACAGUUAACACUUUUUUUUAUUAUUUUUAGUCUAUUCUCACAAUUUAUUUUUAUUAUUUGUAUCUCUUGAGUUUUCUGAUUUGCAUGACUCCCUACUUUCGUUUAAAUGGGGUUUUUAAAUUGUACAUGAUUAUUGUCAUAUGGUGGGUUGUGAAAUGCUUUGUAUUGGAUUGCCUUAACUGAAAAUUAAUUAAAAAACUACUUUUGUAAAAGUU
Messenger RNA from Gymnodraco acuticeps, 5931 nucleotides. RefSeq names its product copine Vb (gene cpne5b). Lineage: Eukaryota; Metazoa; Chordata; Actinopteri; Perciformes; Bathydraconidae. The transcript has 21 exons. Gene Ontology annotation, molecular function: calcium-dependent phospholipid binding. The coding region runs from base 521 to 2254 and encodes 577 amino acids. The record is from RefSeq and is a predicted model, not a curated record. Gene Ontology annotation, cellular component: plasma membrane. Gene Ontology annotation, biological process: cellular response to calcium ion.